Molecule: messenger RNA, 1169 nt
Organism: Fusarium odoratissimum NRRL 54006
Lineage: Eukaryota; Fungi; Ascomycota; Sordariomycetes; Hypocreales; Nectriaceae
Product: 3-oxoacyl-[acyl-carrier protein] reductase
Exons: 2
Coding region: 164-1030 (288 amino acids)
Source: RefSeq, a predicted model, not a curated record
CCCACAUACCGCCAUUGAGCCUCGGCUCAAAUACGUCGAUCUCGUCGAUCCCCAGGGUGAUUAAAGGACCUGGAUCUGGGGAAAUGCCCAUGAAUUCUGGUCCUAUUCAUUAUUCCAACAAUUUACUUUAAUGACCCAAUAGAGCACCACGCAGUAAAUCAACAUGUCGGACCGUGUUAGUCAACUCGCUGGCCAUCUCAACUACCCCAAAGGCCUACUCGCUGGUCAAGUAGCUAUCAUCACAGGCAGCGGCCAAGGAAUCGGUGCAGAAGCAGCCAGGCUCUUCGCUAAAGAGGGUGCGAAAGUUGUUGUUGCAGAUAUCGAUGCGGAAAAGUGCAAGGCUGUUGCUGAUGAUAUCAACAAGAAUGGCGGCCAGGCUAUAGCUGUGCCCGGAGAUAUUCUCAAGGCGGAAUAUAUCAAUGAUCUGAUCAAGAGAGCUGCAGACUUUGGCGAUGGAAAGAUCAAUAUCAUCGUCAAUAACGCGGGCUAUACCUGGGAUGGUGUCAUUCACAAGAUGACAGACAAGCAAUGGGACACCAUUCUCGCUCUUCACUGUACUGCCCCAUUUACUCUCGUCCGAGCGGCGGCGCCUUAUUUCCGCGUCCGCGACGGCGCUCCUCGUUGCAUCGUCAACAUUUCAUCUACAUCUGGAGUGCAUGGCAAUGCGGGACAGCUCAAUUACUCUCUUGCAAAGGCGGGUAUCACAGGCUUCACAAAGACGAUUGCAAAGGAGUGGGGUCCCUCCUUCGGCGUGAGAGCGAAUACUGUUGCCUUUGGACAUAUUCUCACAAGAUUGACGGCGGCCAAAGAAGACGGUGCGUUCGUUACUGGACCAGAUGGUGAGAAGAUUGCAUUGGGUAUCCCGACGAAACAGAAGGAGGCGGCAGGUGAUAAUGCCCAUGCAGAUAUUCCGCUGAGGAGAGCUGGUACUGCAACUGAAGCUGCGAGCGCUGUUCUGGCUGUAGCGAGUCCAUUGUUUUCGUAUGUAUCAGGCCAGACCAUCAUGGUCACUGGAGGUCGUAAUAUGUAGAGUAUAUCCAGGCGGCGAGUUAGAUAGGACUCCUGGAUCAGUCGAGGAGGACAUCAAUUGAUGAAGAAACGUGGUAUUAGAUUAAACGGUACUAUACUUCCCCAAACGCCCCCAUCCAACAAGAUGUGUCCCUUUUGUG